Messenger RNA from Megalopta genalis, 1148 nucleotides. NCBI's taxonomy places the organism in Eukaryota, Metazoa, Arthropoda, Insecta, Hymenoptera, Halictidae. The record is from RefSeq and is a predicted model, not a curated record.
AUUAAUUCGGCGACUUUUACUAACAUUCUGUAUUUCAUUUUUAGAUCCAGCGACUCGGAAUGGGACCAAUUAAUGAAGUUCGCCCUAAGAAAAGCAGAGAAGUUUGUGAAAACGGUAGCCAUCGAGCUUCACAUUCCAUCGGAACAGACUGGGGACAACGAAGUAUACGCUCCUCGAUUUUUAGACGAAAUCGCGGACGAGAUCGACACCUUGGAGAACAAAAAGGACACUCUAUUUUCUCGCCAUCAGUUCAAGAAGCUCCUGUUACCGAUGCUGAUCGUCUUGAAGCUAUUCAAGUUGAAAUUACUAUUGUUCCUACCUCUGAUCCUGGGUCUGGCGUCCUUCAAGAAGUUCCUCGGCUUCUUGGCGAUCGUGAUACCAGGUCUGAUUGGCUUCUUCAAGCUGUACAAGCCGCUCAGCCAGAAUUAUCAUCCUCCAGUGUACAGUCAGAGUGGCAUCGCUUACCCUUAUUACAAAGACAAUUCGAAUAAUUAUGCGUAUCAUGAGCAAGACGCUCAUCACGGUCCAGAGUACCAGGAUUACCAUAGGGACACCGUGUCCUUCGGCCAGGAGCUUGCUUAUCGAGGCUACCGAGAGUAUCAGUCGUAAAAAGCUGAACAAUUUCAGCAUUACUUUAAAUAAUACUCAAUACUCUCUCCUACAAUAGAUAAAUACUUUCGCCAGAUUAAUCGAUACUUUCAAGGUCACUGAAUGUAGAAGAAGGUUCCAUCUUCUAUCUCCAUGACUUCUUCUAUCUCGAAAUUAUAGCGUCUCCGCAUCUUUCUAUGACAAAUUUUAACAAUCGUUUAGUUAAAAGAGUAUUUUUCGAUAUCUUUUAGAAGAGUUUAUUUAGUUGUUAAAAUUGUAGAGAGAUGAAAGUAGGAUCGUUUUAGGAGAAAUUUCGAGGUUUCACGCUGCAGGAUGUUACUAUAUAUGAACAGCGUGUUAUUUAGAUGCUAUACAUUGUACUUAGAAGCCACGUGAUCAUUUGCAACACUGUGUCGGCCUGUAAAUAUUACUUAGUUAUUAUUAAGUCUCGCCACUUUCACCAGAAAAUUAUUUAUUUCGUAGUACCGUAAGAUUUUGUAUUUUAUAUCUGUGCUAGCGAUUAGUAUCAAUAUAUACGAACCAGUCGUUCGCUUUUAACA